AGAACUGCGGGGUUAGUCCAUCAUUAUCAAGGAGACGACGCCAAGUCAAUCACUGAGUGCAAAUGAGGAUUAUUAAAUAGCCAGAACUUGGAUAGCUUUAUCUAACACCAAGAAAGAGAGAGAGAUAAGAGGGAGUGAGAGAGUGAGUGAGGAUGGGUUUUGCAGAGAAGAAUUCUUAUGAUCUUCGUUUUCUUUUGUUCAUAUCCAUAAUUUUGAGCUGUUCUAUUUCAGCUUCUGCAACUAUCGCAGAAGCAAAUGCUCUUCUGAAAUGGAAAUCCACUUUCACGAACCAGAGUCACUCAUCAAAGCUGUCUUCAUGGGUCAAUGAUGCAAACACCAAUCCUAGCUUUUCCUGCACAAGUUGGUAUGGUGUUUUUUGCAACUCACGAGGGAGUAUCGAAAAGUUAAACCUCACUGACAACGCUAUAGAAGGUACUUUCCAAGAUUUCCCCUUCUCUUCUCUCCCAAACCUUGCUUCAAUUGAUCUUAGCAUGAACCGUUUCUCUGGAACCAUCCCUCCUCAAUUCGGAAACCUCUCUAAACUCAUCUACUUUGACCUCUCCACAAACCACUUAACUAGAGAAAUCCCACCUGAGCUUGGCAAUUUGCAAAACCUCAAAGCCCUCUCUCUUUCUAAUAACAAACUUGCCGGUUCAAUUCCUUCUUCCAUAGGGAAACUCAAGAACUUGACGGUUCUUUAUCUUUAUCAGAACUAUCUAACUGGUGUCAUUCCCCCGAAACUAGGCAACAUGGAAUCCAUGACAGAUUUAGAGUUAAGUGAGAACAAACUAACCGGUUCAAUUCCUUCUUCCUUAGGAAAUCUCAAGAACUUGACGGUUCUUUAUCUUUAUAAGAACUAUCUAACUGGUGUCAUUCCCCCGGAACUAGGCAACAUGGAAUCCAUGAUCCAUUUAGAGUUAAGUGACAACAAACUUACCGGUUCAAUUCCUUCUUCCUUAGGAAAUCUCAAGAACUUGACGGUUCUUUAUCUUUAUAAGAACUAUCUAACUGGUGUCAUUCCCCCGGAACUAGGCAACAUGGAAUCCAUGACAUAUUUAGACUUAAGUGAGAACAAACUAACCGGUUCAAUUCCUUCUUCCUUAGGAAAUCUCAAGAACUUGACGGUUCUUUAUCUUCAUCACAAUUAUCUUACUGGUGUCAUUCCCCCGGAACUAGGCAACCUGGAAUCCAUGAUUGAUUUAGAGUUAAGUGACAACAAACUUACCGGUUCAAUUCCUUCUUCCUUAGGAAAUCUCAAGAACUUGACGGUUCUUUAUCUUCAUCACAAUUAUCUUACUGGUGUCAUUCCCCCGGAACUAGGCAACAUGGAAUCCAUGAUUGAUUUAGCGUUAAGUCAGAACAAUCUUACUGGUUCAAUUCCUUCUUCUUUUGGUAACUUUACCAAGCUGGAAAGUUUGUACCUCCGUGAUAACCACCUCUCUGGUACGAUCCCGCGAGGAGUGGCAAACUCUUCAGAGCUAACUGAAUUGCUACUCGACAUAAACAAUUUCACCGGUUUCUUGCCUGAAAACAUUUGCAAAGGUGGCAAGCUUCAGAAUUUUUCAUUAGAUUAUAAUCACCUCGAAGGUCAUAUCCCGAAAAGCUUGAGAGAUUGCAAGAGCCUGAUCAGAGCAAAAUUUGUAGGGAACAAAUUCAUUGGAAAUAUUUCUGAAGCAUUUGGGGUUUACCCAGAUCUUGAUUUCAUUGAUCUCAGCCAUAAUAAAUUCAACGGUGAAAUUUCAAGCAACUGGCAGAAGAGUCCAAAGCUAGGUGCCUUGAUCAUGUCAAACAACAACAUCACAGGUGCUAUUCCACCAGAGAUUUGGAACAUGAAACAACUGGGCGAGCUAGAUCUGUCUACCAACAACCUCACUGGUGAGCUUCCAGAAGCAAUUGGAAAUCUCACGGGUUUGUCGAAGCUACUACUGAAUGGGAAUAAGUUAUCUGGAAGAGUUCCUACGGGUUUAAGUUUCUUAACCAAUCUUGAGUCUCUUGACUUAUCCUCAAACAGAUUCAGCUCCCAGAUCCCACAAACCUUCGACUCCUUUUUAAAGCUUCAUGAAAUGAACCUGAGCAAAAACAAUUUCGAUGGACGCAUUCCCGGACUAACAAAGCUGACUCAGUUAACGCAUCUUGAUCUCAGCCACAACCAGCUCGACGGAGAAAUCCCAUCACAGCUCAGCUCCUUGCAGAGCCUCGACAAGCUCAACCUCUCACACAACAAUCUCUCAGGUUUCAUUCCAACAACUUUCGAGAGCAUGAAAGCGCUGACGUUCAUCGAUAUAUCAAAUAAUAAACUCGAGGGUCCGCUUCCAGACAAUCCAGCGUUUCAAAACGCAACAUCAGAUGCAUUGGAGGGAAACAGAGGCUUAUGCAGUAAUAUUCCUAAACAAAGGUUGAAAUCAUGCCCUAUCACUUCUGGUGGGUUCCAAAAGCCGAAGAAGAACGGCAACCUUCUUGUGUGGAUACUAGUGCCAAUCCUAGGAGCACUCGUCAUUCUCUCUAUAUGUGCAGGCGCAUUUACCUACUACAUUCGGAAACGAAAACCACACAAUGGAAGAAACACAGAUUCUGAAACUGGAGAGAAUAUGUCCAUAUUCAGCGUUGAUGGCAAAUUCAAAUACCAAGAUAUCAUCGAAUCAACAAACGAAUUCGAUCAAAGAUACCUCAUCGGAAGCGGAGGAUACAGCAAAGUCUACAAAGCAAACCUCCCAGAUGCGAUCGUAGCCGUGAAAAGGCUACAUGAUACAAUAGACGAAGAGAUAUCAAAGCCAGUGGUGAAGCAAGAGUUCCUAAACGAAGUAAGAGCGUUAACAGAGAUCCGUCACCGCAACGUGGUGAAGCUCUUCGGCUUCUGCUCCCACCGCCGCCACACGUUUCUGAUCUACGAGUACAUGGAAAAAGGAAGUUUAAACAAACUCUUAGCCAACGAAGAAGAAGCUAAGCGACUCACUUGGACCAAGAGGAUCAACAUCGUGAAAGGUGUGGCUCACGCGUUAUCGUAUAUGCACCAUGACCGAUCAACUCCGAUCGUCCACCGUGAUAUUAGCAGCGGCAACAUCCUUCUCGAUAAUGAUUACACAGCUAAGAUCUCUGAUUUUGGCACAGCGAAGCUUCUCAAGACGGAUUCAUCAAACUGGUCCGCCGUUGCUGGAACCUACGGCUACGUCGCUCCAGAGUUUGCUUACACGAUGAAGGUGACGGAGAAAUGCGAUGUGUAUAGCUUCGGGGUUUUGAUACUCGAGGUUAUAAUGGGGAAGCAUCCGGGAGAUUUGGUUGCGAGUUUGUCUUCGUCUCCGGGAGAAACUCUGUCCCUGAGAAGCAUUUCCGAUGAACGUAUAUUAGAACCACGGGGGCAGAAUAGAGAGAAGCUCAUAAAGAUGGUGGAAGUGGCUUUAUCGUGUUUACAAGCAGAUCCGCAAUCUCGGCCAACGAUGUUAUCAAUCUCUACAGCUUUUUCUUAGAACUCAUCUUCAUCAAUUUCUUCGACGAGAAGGGAAGAAGAAAGAGAAGUCGUAAGGUGAAAGAAGAAGAAAGAAGAAAAAGACUUUGGGCCAUGUUGCAUUAAGGCCCAAUGUUAAUGGGUUAUUUUGUGUUGGUAAACUUUGAUAAUUAUGAAUUAGUUACGUUAAGAUCAAAUGUAGUAUAUAUAUGUUGUGUGGUUGUAAUAUCUAAUACUACUAUUUUUGCAACACUUUAUUGACGGGUGGGUAAAAAUGCUUCCGAAUAUAUCAGAUACCCGACCCGUUUUAAAAAUUCCUUCACAAAAAAACACUUGGAUCGGAUUAAAUAAAACCCAUUUAUUGCACCGGAUA
Arabidopsis lyrata subsp. lyrata is the source of this 3815-nucleotide messenger RNA. Its product is annotated as probable leucine-rich repeat receptor-like protein kinase At1g35710. Gene Ontology annotation, molecular function: ATP binding; protein kinase activity; protein binding. Gene Ontology annotation, biological process: hormone-mediated signaling pathway; protein phosphorylation. The transcript is spliced from 3 exons. NCBI's taxonomy places the organism in Eukaryota, Viridiplantae, Streptophyta, Magnoliopsida, Brassicales, Brassicaceae. Gene Ontology annotation, cellular component: plasma membrane. The record is from RefSeq and is a predicted model, not a curated record. Bases 153 to 3464 code for a protein of 1103 amino acids.